UGUUCUUCAUGCAGUUGCUUGGAGACUUUCGGCGCGGCUUCUUAAUUCCGAAAGAAUAUCAUCUUUUCUUCGCUAAUUUUCUUUUAUCGUCACUUUAUCAUCAAUUCAUUUGUUUAAUCAACGAAAUUACAAUUUCUAUCUUCGAACGGUAGACAAGUCUUUUUACCGAAAGCAAUAUCCAAUCCUUUUAUAUAUUGCUUUAUUAUCUACAUAUUACAAACGGUGUAUUUUCAAAUAGAAUAUAUAGACAAAAGAAGAAGAAGAAGGACAAGUGGAAGAAGAAAAAAGAAGAUAAGUGCUUUUCACGAUUUGUUCGAUAAACAUUAAUCCAAGAUUAAAAGUAGUGUUGUGGUUUCGAUAGUGUUUUUUUGCACUAAUUGAUAACGGUCGACGGACGAUUAGAGAGAGAGAGAGAGAGAGAGAGAGAGAGAGAGAGAGAGAGAGAGAGAGAGAGAGAGAGAGAGAGAGAGAGAGAGAUGUCGGGUCUCGUGGAAUGGUAUAAGGAUUUAAUGUACAAUAGGAAUGAUCCGAGAACGAAAGAUUGGUUCUUGGUAUCGGGACCAGGUCCGAUAUUGACUAUCCUUAUUACCUACUUAUAUUUUUCUCUAUCGGCCGGACCGAGAUAUAUGAGGGACAAAAAGCCAUAUAAUUUGAAGAAUAUGCUGAUUGUUUACAAUUUUAUCCAAGUAUUGCUCAGCAUAUACAUCGUUUACGAAGGUUUGAUGUCAGGAUGGUUCCACCAUUACAGUUUUUAUUGUCAACCGGUCGAUUACUCGAACGAUCCAAUAGCAUUAAGGAUGACUCGAAGCGUAUACACGUACUUCGUAUGCAAACUGAUCGAACUACUGGACACGGUAUUCUUCGUUCUACGAAAGAAGGAGAAGCAAAUAUCGUUCUUACACGUCUAUCAUCAUGGGCUAAUGCCUUUAGCCGCUUGGGUCGCCGUUAAAUGGCUGCCUGGUGGACACGGGACCUUGCUCGGCCUUAUCAACUCUUUCGUACAUAUCAUCAUGUAUACCUAUUACAUGCUCACUGCGUUUGGACCACAGAUGCAGCCCUAUCUUUGGUGGAAGAAAUAUUUGACGAGUUUGCAACUCUUGCAAUUCACAAUAAUCGGCAUUCACAACAGUCUGGUUCUAUUUAACGGUUGCAAUUUUCCAAAAUUCCCGACUGUUCUCUUGGUCAUCAAUUCUUUUGUCUUCAUAUAUCUCUUCGGCUCGUUUUACGUUACCUCCUAUACGAAAUCUCACAACAUUGAGAAGAAAUAUGAGGAAAACGAUAGUGAGAUGGUCAAAGAUAAAUCGAAUUGAGAAAGUGAAACUCGAAAGGAAAAAAGAUUUAACAAAAGAAACAAUCUUUUCAAGGAUUAAACGUCGAGACAUAUAUGCGUGCCCAUUCGACGAGUACAUGUCGAAUUUCUAAAAGGAUACUGUCGCAACUUAAAGAUAUAAAAUCAUUUUUAGGAGAAAAGAAAAAUCAAAUUAUAUUUUACUAGCUACGGCUAGAUCAGAAUUUCGAUAUUUCGGUAUAAUGAAGUUUAUAAUUAAAUGUUCUUACAUAAUAUUCCUUAAACACUAAUUAAAACCAAGUAUCUUAUUAGCUGGGACAACGAAAUCAGAUUAUGUAUUACUAGCCUAAUGACUAACUUUGCGACGUUAUUCGUUUCGUACUUAGAUAUCGUUUCGUGUAUACCUUUUGUUGGUUCGACAUUCAGUUACGAUAAUAUUCUUUUAAGGGCACGAUAUAUUAUAUACAGCAAAUAUAUCAAUUUAAUGACUUUCAAUUGUACAAUAUCAAUUGGACAAUCAUCGGUAAUAAUUAAACGCAACUUUUUCUUUGCUCUCCUUG
Messenger RNA from Vespa mandarinia (Asian giant hornet), 1848 nucleotides. RefSeq names its product very long chain fatty acid elongase AAEL008004-like. NCBI's taxonomy places the organism in Eukaryota, Metazoa, Arthropoda, Insecta, Hymenoptera, Vespidae. Gene Ontology annotation, molecular function: fatty acid elongase activity. Gene Ontology annotation, cellular component: endoplasmic reticulum membrane. The record is from RefSeq and is a predicted model, not a curated record. Gene Ontology annotation, biological process: fatty acid elongation, polyunsaturated fatty acid; very long-chain fatty acid biosynthetic process; fatty acid elongation, saturated fatty acid.